Molecule: messenger RNA, 6311 nt
Organism: Sceloporus undulatus (fence lizard)
Lineage: Eukaryota; Metazoa; Chordata; Lepidosauria; Squamata; Phrynosomatidae
Gene: ZBED1
Product: zinc finger BED-type containing 1
Exons: 2
Coding region: 141-2270 (709 amino acids)
Biological process (GO): regulation of transcription by RNA polymerase II
Cellular component (GO): nucleus
Molecular function (GO): DNA binding; protein dimerization activity
Source: RefSeq, a predicted model, not a curated record
CGGGCAGCCAUGUCGCUAUUGUCCCUGGCCCUCGUCCUGCCAGCCCUCCGGGUCUAUUGGGUCGGGCUCUGCGUCGUCUGGCACCAGCUCUGCCGCCGCUUCCGCCCGGGAGCCAGCUCUUGCAAGACAGGUGCUCAUUAAUGAGUGAAGAAUCAAAAGAUUGGGACAGUGGCCAAGAAGCAAUGGAGAAUAAAAGUUCAGAAGCUUCCCCAUCAGACCUAAAGUUAGUGGCCCACCCAAGAGCAAAAAGCAAAGUUUGGAAGUACUUUGGCUUUGAUACCAACGCUGAAGGAUGCAUAUUACAGUGGAAGAAAAUCUACUGCCGCAUUUGCAUGACACAGAUUGCCUAUUCAGGAAAUACAUCCAACCUGUCUUACCAUCUUGAAAAGAAUCAUCCAGAUGAGUUCUGUGAAUUUGUGAAAAGCAACACUGAGCAGAUGAGGGAGGCCUUCGCAACUGCUUUCUCAAAACUGAAGCCAGAAUCAUCUCAGCAGGUUGCUCAGGAGAACUUAAUUAUAAAGACAUGUCACAGUUAUGAGAAUAAAAAGCAUCAAGAACUGACAUCAGCAGUGGUUAGCUUAAUGUGUGAGGGCUUGUAUCCUCCUUCUAUUGUAGAUGAGCCCACCUUCAAGAAUCUCUUAAGAAUAGCUGACCCCCGAUAUGAACUUCCAUGCAGAAAGUAUUUCUGCACAAAAGCAAUUCCUGAGAAAUACAGUGCUAUUAGGGACAUUGUGUUAAAAGAACUGACUGAUAUCCUGUGGUGUGGCAUAUCUGUUGAUAUGUGGAGAAGUGAGAACCAGAAUAGAUCCUACGUAACACUGACAGUUCACUUUCUCAAUAAUGGCUCUUCCAGCUGCCUGGCUGUUAAUUCCCGUUGUUUAAAAACAUUUGAAGUGCCAGAGGAAAAUACCGCAGAAACCAUUACACGAGUCCUUUAUGAGAUAUUCAUUGAAUGGGGAAUCAAUACAAAAGUUUUUGGUGCAACAACAGACUAUGGGAAAGACAUAGUGAAAGCUUGCUCACUUUUGGACAUUCCAGUACAGAUUCCUUGCUUGGGGCAGACUUUUAAUGUGGGUAUACAACAAGCUUUUCAACUUCCCAAAUUAUCUGGUGUCCUGUGCAGAUGUCGGAAAUUGGUAGAAUAUUUCCAGCAGUCUGCAGUAGCCAUGUACAUGUUGGGUGAGAAACAGAAGCAACAGAACACUUCACAUUGCAUGCUUGUGAGUGAUCGUGUUUCUUGGUGGGGUAGCACACUUGCCAUGUUGCAUCGUCUUAAAGAGCAACAGUUUGUAAUUGCCGCAGUUCUUGUGGAGGACAGCAAUAAUCACCAUCUGAUGUUGGAAGCCAGUGAAUGGAAUACAGUUGAAGGCUUGGUGGACUUGCUGCAGCCAUUCAAGCAGGUUGCUGAGAUGAUGUCUGCUUCCAAGUACCCAACAAUAAGUAUGGUGAAACCCCUCCUUCACAUGCUGCUGAAUACAACAUUAAACAUCAAGGAAAAUGACCUGAAAGAAAUCAGUAUGGCAAAGGAAGUGAUAGCCAAAGAAUUAUCUACAACAUACCAGCAUACACCUGACAUAGACAUGUUUCUUAAUGUUGCAACUUUCUUGGACCCAAGGUACAAGAAACUGCCCUUUCUUUCAGCAUUUGAGAGGCAACAGGUUGAAAACAGAGUGGUGGAAGAAGCAAAAAGUCUUCUGGAGAAAGUAAAAGAAAGCACAGUGAAGACAGAAGAGCAGUUUUUUGCAGUGGCUGAAGAGCCCCCAGUGAAAAAAAUUGUAAUUGCCUCCACCUCUCCUCCUACCAGCAACAUCAAUAACAUGCUUGCAGAAAUCUUUUGCCAGACAGGCGGCGUUGAAGACCAAGAGGAAUGGCAUGCUCAGAUUAUUGAGGAAUUGAGCAAUUUCAAAUCACAGAAAGUCCUUGGAUUAAAUGAAGAUCCCCUCAAAUGGUGGUCUGACAGACUCGCUUUAUUUCCUGUUUUACCAAAGGUUCUUCAGAAAUACUGGUGCAUUGUGGCCACGAGAGUGUUCUCUGAACGUCUUUUUGGUUCAUCUGCUAAUGUUGUUAAGGCAAAGAGAAAUCGAUUAGCUCCAGCUCAUGUAGACGAACAGAUCUUUUUGUAUGAGAACACUCGCAGUGUGUCAGAAGCUGAGCCUGACGAAGAGGAUGAGGGAGAAUGGGGCUUGGAACAGGACCAUAUUAUUAAUUUAAGUGAUACAGCAAAUGUAAACAACAGUUUCUUUAAUAUGAGAGACAGUGGUUUCAUAUAGAUGGAAUACUUAAUGGUCCUUCUAAAAGGAAGUGUGUCUUAAAUUACCAAAACCACCCAAAUUCUCAUUAUAAGAAUGCUGUAAAUACUGAACGGUUGUAACAUAACUUUGUUUUGGUAUUCGUGCGUGUGUACUGUAUGUGAAUGUGGGUGCUGCCAUCAGGGGUGUGUUACUCCAAAAAGCUGAAGCAGGCAAAACGAUUUCAACAACACAGAUUCAGGCAUGCAUUAAAACAUGUGCACUGUCCUUAAUUACUUAGGAACAUGAUGCAGAAAUAAAACAAUAACUUUUUAAACACUUGCUUAGUUUUUCUUGCUAUAGGAAGAUCUCAUGAAUCAACACCCUGAAUGGGCCAGCUUGAUAUAUGAUUUAGUCACUUGUAAAAGCUAUUUGAUAUAGGAUUUGCAAGUUUUAAAAGCUUUGAUUUAAAAGUGUCUGCGUAUUUAAAUAUUUAAAGCUUUUCAAAGGUCAGAUCAUCAAGCAUUAUUACAUAAAGGGCCUAAUUUUAAUUACUUACUUCACAUGAUACUUUCCCCAUCAGAUUAAUUUCUUAAUAACAGCAUGUGCCUUGUAAUACAUCAAUGGCAGUGUUGGAAGCUUUUAUUUCUUUUUUGUCAUACCCUGUUGGAUGUAGUAGAGUCCCGGUAAACAUACUUGAUUGUGGUUUCUCUCCAUCAUGUCUGGUCAGAGAAGGUCAUGCAGAGGGACUGUAAUAUGUACCUGUGAAUAAUUACCUAAGCAGAGUUGUGCUGCUAUCUGCCACAGUACAAAUUAAAGAUCAUGAAUUCAUACAUACAUUGCAAAGAUGCUACUCACGCUUUAGAAUUAGAUCGUCUAGUAUCAACUUCAGUGCAGAUGUUUAGGGCUGGGUAUGUGCUUGACUCUUCAACUCACCUUUUAGCCAAGAGUGUUCCCAAAAUAGGAUUGGUUACAAGUCAAUACAGAAUUUUGCAUAUUUAGGAUGAGGGAUUUCAGUGGGCUUAAGCAUGUUUAUCUUUUUGUUGGACUUCAGCUGUAAUGUCUCUCACCAUAUUAUAAUUUCUCCUUAAUAAGCAGUGGGAGAGUCAGUGGUUUGGGUGUUGGAAUAGGAUUCUGGACACCAGGGUUCAAAUUCCUGCUCAGUUACAGAAACCCACUGGUGACCCUAGGCAAGUUACACUCUCUUUGCCUCAGAGGAAGGCAAAAGCAAACCUCCCUCUGAACAAAUCUUGCCAAGAAAACCCCAUGAUAUAUUUGUCUUAGAAUUACUAUAAGUUGGAAAAGACCUGAAGGAACACAAUAACAAUAGGCAAUGAAGAACAGGCUUUUAGAUUUUUAGCCAAAGAACAUGCUAGGGAUGAAGCUAGAUUUCAAAUACUGGAUUAGGAGAAGUGUCUGGUAGCCCCAUAGUCACCUCCCUGAGUUUGGAAAUAUUUUAUUGUUCCUGACUUUUCUGACUUUACAGACAUUCUUGUACAAUGCUUUCUGCUGAAAUUCUGGAUAUUUUCACAAAAUUUUAAGCAUUACAUUUAGCUUUAUGUUAGUUGAUUCUGUUUAAAAUACUGUUCUGAUUUAGAUGUAAUGUCAUAACGGUUUUAUCUUCUCAGAAUGGGCCAACGGUACGUGUACUUUUUUCUCUUCCACCACAGAAUGGAAGUAACAAAAGUUCCAGUUUUGAAUAAACAACAGUUUAUUUUUAUGUCUGAAGUGAGGAAAGUGAAGCUUACUUUAACAGGACGUAGUUUGAUCAACACAGGAUCAGUCUGUGUUUUCCCAUUCUGAUUUCUCCAGAGUUAACGAGAACCAUAGCUUUCAGAAUUCAUUUGUAAUAGCACAUGGUGGCUUAUGUAAAACGGGAAAUGGUAGCUUUUGGUUCCCUUGUUAAGGAAGAGAGAUAUGAGACUGAGAUUGUCUGUGAUAGAGUCAUGUAGGCAUGGUUUAAUGUUAUGUUAGGGUUUAGCUAAUGAUUGCUUGCUGUUAAUGAGACAAAAAUGCCUUGUAUCGAUUAUUAAAAAAUCAGUCAAAACCCUGGCUUAUAUGGAGGAUGUAGGCAUGUCUGCAAUGCAUGUGGAUGCUUGUUACCUUCAUACUAUGUUCAUGUGUGUAUGUUUAUGUGUUUUACCAAACCAGGUUGAAAAUGGGUUGGAAGGUAUUUUUUCCUGAUCAGAUUAUGUGUGCUAAUUUGAUUUCACACCAAUAUUAUCUAUAAACAGUAAUUUGAGGGCAUAUAUUGAUAAUGUUGUGUGAUUCUUGGUAUAAACUAGGGCAGACAAAUAGUACACCUUUCAGGCUGUUCUGCAGCCCUCAACCCUCCGGACUAACUGGUCUAGUGAGUUGCCUUUCCUGGAAGGCUCCAAGCUUCAUCUUUGACAUCAGUUGCAGAUGUGCCCUGUUUAACCCUAGGAACCCUAGCCAAGGCUCUGCAUCAGACACAUAGCCACAGUGUAGUGGCUAUGAUUAUUCUCCCAAUAUGAUCCACAAAACUUAAAGUCCAGUCAGCUGCACAGAGAGAUAGAGGGACAGCACUGGCAAGCUGGGUGGUGAAGGAUAAUGCACCAGUCUCCUCCUGCCAGGAAUUCACCAGUGUACCAAGUGGGGUCCUGUUGAAACUCCUCAUCGUGCUGCUGGAGGGCUGGAUGCAUCAUCCUGGCUGGAUAGUGCAUUUAAAGGGCAUUCAUGAUUGUGACAUUUCGUCACAAUUGUAAUUGUGAAUAGGUAACAUCUACAAAGUCAUUACAAACCUGUAAGACUAGCUUUUGACAUAAGUAAGGGCCAGUGUGGUGUACUGGUUUGAGCAUUGGACUAUGACUCUGGAGACCAGAGUUCAAAUCCCUGCUUGAACAUAAAAAUCCUCUGGGUGAUCUUGGGUAAGUCAUAUUCUUUUCGUCUCAGAGAAUGGCAAUGGCAAAUCCCCUAUGAAGAAACUUGCUAAGAAAGCCCUAUGACAGGUUCACCUUGGGGUCACCAUAAGUUAGGAAUGACUUGGACACAUACCACAACAUUAACGACUAACAGCCCCCAUGUUUUUCCAAGACAGAAGUGCAUUUCUAGUCACAUCCAUUUUUUGUUCUUGGUUCUAAUUCUUGAUAUUUUUGGCUGCUCAUGUAGCACUCAAAGGGUUGAAGGGCAGAACAUGGGACCCCCAGACCAACCACACUUUCCCACCUAUGAUGUUAAUCCAUUCAUAAUUCCAUUCAGAUCUGUUUCCUCCCAUCAAGAACCAGUUGUACUAAUUGUUCUUAUUAUGUCAUUUCUAUGUCUGUUCAGUAUUACAAAAAUAUAUAAGAUUUCCAGCUCACGGCAGAGAUUAUGCUCAUGUGAGUAUACAGAACUGACAUUUCAGCUAUUUGUAGUAGUUAUCAGAACCUAUUAGCCUUCUGAGACAACUUAAAACUUUUGAUUAUGUUGAAAACAUAGUGUUCAUCUACUAGAACCAUGUUAUUAUGAACAAUUGUGCAAUUUGAACAAACCUUUAACAUACUUUACAAAUAGUGCUUAGUUUAAGAAGAGACACAUGUUUCUAUUUUUAAAUAACUUUCAUCAACUGUUUGUUUUGCAGUGACAAGAUUUUUAAGAACAAUCUUUAGAGGGUUUCCCAGAGCCUCCUGUUUGCCAAAGGGAGGAUGGCUACUUUAAAUAGAAAGAAGGACAGAGAAGUUCUUUUACAUAGUGCAUGUGCAUCUACAUGUAUUUAGGUGUUUAUUAAUACACACAUAGAUUGAGAGUAUCCACACGUCAUGAUUAUAACAGUUUCAUACCACUUUAACGGCUAUUGCUCUGUUCUACAGAAUCUGGGAUUUGUAGUUUGAUGGUGUAGUUAGAAUUCUCUGUUAGGAAGCUCUGGUGUUGGAGCUCAGGGGGCAAUUCCAUAAGGAUUGCUAGCAGAUAAUUCUGAGUACCUCAACAAGUUGAAAAACUGUCUAAAUACCAUAAAGACACCAGAUCCUGUCUGAUAUUGAAAACUAAUCAGGGUCAGCCUCCGGAUCCAUGAAUUUUUUUUAUUCACGGAUUCAACCAUCCAUUUCUUGAAAAUAUUCAAAAAAGUAAAAAUCCCCCAUUACA